Messenger RNA from Sapajus apella (tufted capuchin), 1041 nucleotides. Its product is annotated as UL16-binding protein 3-like. The record is from RefSeq and is a predicted model, not a curated record. Gene Ontology annotation, biological process: antigen processing and presentation of endogenous peptide antigen via MHC class Ib; positive regulation of T cell mediated cytotoxicity; immune response. The coding region runs from base 108 to 899 and encodes 263 amino acids. Lineage: Eukaryota; Metazoa; Chordata; Mammalia; Primates; Cebidae. The transcript has 3 exons. Gene Ontology annotation, cellular component: external side of plasma membrane.
AGGCCCUUCCACCUGUAGCAGGCCUGGCACCUCCCUGGCAAGGUCCUGUGCUGACCGACGUAUGUAUAGGCCUGGGCAGAGUGCGGAGAUGGACACAUUGGUGACCCAUGGUUCCUCCACAGACAGAGGCCACUGCCCAGGAAGAGAAGUCCAUGCUCUGGCAGCCCAGCCCUGCAGGAAACCCUCUUGCUGUCACAGUGUUUGGGGUCUUUCCCCGCAGCCCAACACUCUCCAGUGUUUUUUUCUUUUUUCCCAUAGACGCUGACUCUCUCUGCUACAACUUCACCAUCAUCCAUCUGCCCAGACAUGGACAACAGUGGUGCAAGGUCCAAGGCCAGCUGGAUCAGAAGAAUUUCCUCUCCUAUGACUGUGGCAUUGACAGGGUCUUAUCUGUGGGUCGCCUAGAAGAGCAGCUGAAUGCCACAGAUGGCUGGGGAAGACAACUGGAAAUGCUGAGAGAGGUGGGGCAGAGGCUCAGACUGGAACUGGCUGGCAUUGAGCUGGAGGAUUUCACCCCCAGUGGACCCGUCAGGCUGCAGGCCAGGAUGUCUUGUGAGUGUGAAGCCGAUGGACACAUCCAUGGAUCCUGGCAGUUCGGAUUUGAUGGACAGAGGUUCCUCCUCUUUGACUCACACAACGGAAAGUGGACAGUGGUUCAUGCUGGAGCCAGGCGGAUGAAAGAGAAGUGGGAGGAGGACAGGGAACUGACCGCGUUCUUCCGGAAGGUCUCCACAGGAGACUGCAGGAGCUGGCUUCGGGACUUCCUGAUGAGCAGGGAGAAGAGGCUGGAGCCCACAGCACCACCCACCAUGGCCCCAGGCACUGCCCAACCCAAAGCCAUGCUCAGUCCCUGGAGCCUCUUCAUCAUCCUCCUCUGCUUCAUCCUACCUGGCACCUGAGGAGAGUCCUCUGUGAAGGGAGGAGAAACUGGAACAGGCUUCCUGAAGGACAGGGUGACAGGGCUCCCUCAAGAGUCAAAAAUAUCCAAGUCUGAAUUAAGAAUACGUAUUGAAAUGGCAUAAAGACUUCCUAGAAAUAUGA